Molecule: messenger RNA, 968 nt
Organism: Astrephomene gubernaculifera
Lineage: Eukaryota; Viridiplantae; Chlorophyta; Chlorophyceae; Chlamydomonadales; Astrephomenaceae
Source: the annotation of a GenBank genome assembly
UUAGAGCACUAUCGCAUAGCAGGUAUUCGGAAACUGCGUCAUAACCUGCCGGAAAGCUAUCAACUGCUGUCGCGUUAUAACUAGCCUAACGAGACAUCGCCUGAGUCGCUUCUUCCAAGUUUCUGGAAACCAACCAUGAGUGAUAACGUUCCACCGGACCUUGCUGCAAAAGAAAUGGAAGCCGAGCUCGCCGAGAAGGCAUCGGAGGAUGAUGCGGAGCCUAGCAGUGGACCAGCCAGCGCAGAGCCGGCUGCGCCGGUGGAGGAGGUCGCCUUUAAGAUACAGUUCGGGAAGAACAACUCGGAUGUUAAGCGGCCAUAUGAUUCCACAGUCGGCGAAUUGAAAGGCGAAAUCGAGAAACAGCUGGGCAUUCCCUCGAAGCUCCAGAAGCUCAUGUGCAAGGGAUCUGCUCUCAAGGACGAUGGUGCCACUCUGCGGCAGGCGGGUCUGAAGGAGGGCGCCAAGCUGCUCCUGAUCGGCAGCAAUCCCAGCGCAGUGGACGCAGCCAAAGCGGCUGCAGCGGGUGCGAGCGCCGGCGGCGAGUGGGAUGCGCCGAAGAACGAGGAGCCCAUCCACAAGCAGACGCAGCACGCCAAGGUGCUAGCCAAGGGAGUCCCCGACGGAGCGCUGCCGGGUAUUGCCGAGCGGCAGGUGCCGCUGGAGGACAAGAUGACCGCCAUCCCGGGGCUGCUGAACAGCCAGGGGAGCAAGCUGCGCCUCACGUUCAAGGAGGAGCUGCAGCAGCUCUGGCUGGGCUCCGAAACCGCCACUCAGAAGGUCCCGUACGGCACCGUUUCCAAGAUCGAGUCCUGGCCGCUGCCGGACCACCCCGGCUACUCGCUCCUGGCGCUGCACCUGGGCACCGGCGGCGUGUCCAAGUACUGGAUCUAUUUCUUCCCCAGCCAGUACGUGGCGGGACUCAAGAUACGCGUGCUGGGAGUGCAGUCGCUCAUUUGAGCGUGGGGAGG